Cryptotermes secundus is the source of this 6683-nucleotide messenger RNA. It is a transcript of the gene PMCA, whose product is annotated as plasma membrane calcium-transporting ATPase 3. Lineage: Eukaryota; Metazoa; Arthropoda; Insecta; Blattodea; Kalotermitidae. The transcript is spliced from 26 exons. Bases 470 to 4096 code for a protein of 1208 amino acids. The record is from RefSeq and is a predicted model, not a curated record. Gene Ontology annotation, molecular function: P-type calcium transporter activity; ATP binding; ATP hydrolysis activity. Gene Ontology annotation, cellular component: membrane; intracellular membrane-bounded organelle. Gene Ontology annotation, biological process: calcium ion transmembrane transport; regulation of cytosolic calcium ion concentration.
CCGCCCAACUGAAACUUCCACUUUGGGAUGUCUGGAGUCCGGUGAGUGCUGUGUAGUGGUGCGGACUGGACGCACGGAUGACGUGUACUUGUAUAAAGACCAGGCACCCAAUUCUUUGAUGUGUACGAGGAAGCGUUAGAUUGGACGUCCCUUCGCGCCACGAGCUGACAAGGAAGAUUAGGAACUUCCUCGGAAAGGUGGCAGCACAGACACGCUGCGGAGCCGGGCAAUGGUACCUCUCAGUGUGGGGAAGUAUGAGCUUGUGUGAAGGUCUGGAGUGAGCAGUUGUGGUGAGUAGCGUGUGUUUGCUUAGUAUUUUUGCAGUAAUCGUAAAAACUAGCUUAGAGAACCAGGACUAGAUCUGGAGCAUCAAGGAUUACAUUGUGUAGUAGCAACACGCCGCUCCCGAUGACCCGCAGAUAAGACCAGUGAAUGCAGGCAAUCGCAGUAGCAACCUGAAGAUCCUGGGAUGGCGACAAUAGAUGGGCGGCCAGCACAGUAUGGCAUCACCCUCAAACAGCUCCGGGAGCUCAUGGAGACCCGGGGCCGUGAGGGGAUUGCCAAAAUACAAGAUUAUGGCGGUGUUCAGGAGAUAUGCAAGAAACUGUACACGUCCCCCAGUGAAGGUCUUAGUGGGUCAAAAGUUGACAUAGAACAUAGAAGAGACACUUUUGGCUCGAACACCAUACCUCCCAAGCCACCUAAGACGUUCCUACAGCUUGUCUGGGAAGCAUUACAAGAUGUGACGCUGAUAAUUUUAGAAAUUGCCGCUGUUAUAUCCUUGGCAUUAGCUUUUUAUCCCCAUGAUGAUAGCUCGGCGGGUGUCAACAACGAUGAAGGGCCAAAGAUUGAUGAGGAUGAAGGACAGCAUGGAUGGAUUGAAGGCUUAGCAAUUCUCAUCUCAGUCAUAGUCGUGGUCAUUGUAACAGCAUUUAACGAUUAUACCAAGGAACGACAAUUCCGAGGGUUACAGAGCAGAAUUGAAGGCGAGCAUAAAUUUUCUGUGAUUCGAGCAGGAGAGGUGAAGCAGAUAUCAGUUGGUGACAUUGUGGUAGGAGAUAUAUGCCAAGUGAAGUAUGGUGAUUUGUUACCAGCAGAUGGCAUUCUUAUUCAAAGUAAUGACCUAAAAGUGGAUGAAUCAUCCCUGACUGGUGAAUCAGAUCAUGUAAAGAAAGGAGAGCAUUAUGACCCAAUGCUUCUCUCAGGAACUCAUGUGAUGGAGGGCAGUGGAAAGAUGAUAGUAGCAGCUGUUGGGGUGAACUCCCAAGCUGGUAUUAUCUUCACUCUUCUUGGAGCAGCUGUUGACGAGCAAGAAGCAGAAAUCAAGAAGCGGAAAAAAGAAGCUAAGAAACAGCGGAAGAAGAAGAGUUUGACAGGUGAGGAAGAGACUGCACCAGUAACUGGUAACAGCCAUGUGAGUGUGCCUGCUCCAAUUGCUGACAACACACCCAAUAAGCACGAUGAUGCCUUGGAGAAUCACAAACCUGCGCCAGCUUCAGAAAGCCAUAAGAAGGAGAAAUCUGUACUGCAAGCUAAACUCACCAAACUUGCCAUCCAAAUUGGAUAUGCAGGUUCCAUGAUUGCCAUGCUAACAGUAGUGAUAUUAAUUAUUCGGUUCUGCAUAGAAACAUACGUGGUUGAACAACGUGGGUGGAUGAGUAGUCACGCAAGUGAGCUUGUCAAGUAUUUUAUCAUCGGUGUGACUGUGUUAGUUGUCGCAGUGCCAGAAGGGCUUCCAUUAGCUGUUACACUUUCUCUUGCAUAUUCUGUAAAGAAAAUGAUGAAAGACAACAAUCUUGUUCGUCAUCUUGAUGCCUGUGAAACUAUGGGAAAUGCAACUGCCAUCUGUUCUGACAAGACUGGGACCCUUACUACAAACAGGAUGACAGUUGUUCAGUCAUAUAUAUGUGAAAAGCUAAGUAAAACAAUUCCAAAGUUUUCGGAUAUUCCGUCUCAUGUUGGAAACUUACUCAUCCAAGCCAUUGCUGUAAAUUCAGCAUACACAUCUCGUGUUAUGCCCCCAGAUGGCCCUGGAGAGUUGCCAAAGCAAGUUGGUAAUAAAACUGAGUGUGCAUUGUUAGGGUUUGUGCAAGCACUCGGUAAAAAUUACCAGACAGUUCGGGAUGACAUACCAGAAGAAAUGUUUACGCGGGUUUACACAUUCAAUUCCGUAAGAAAAUCCAUGAGCACUGUGAUACCACGGCAAGGAGGAGGUUACAGACUCUUCAGCAAGGGAGCAUCGGAGAUUGUCCUCAAAAAGUGUGCUUUCAUUUAUGGUCGGGAUGGUCACCUGGAAAAAUUUACACGGGAAAUGCAAGAUAGACUGGUCCGUCAAGUCAUCGAACCCAUGGCCUGUGAUGGACUCCGUACCAUCUCAAUUGCUUAUCGGGACUUUGUGCCUGGUAAAGCAGAAAUUAAUCAAGUGCACAUUGACAGUGAACCUAAUUGGGAUGAUGAGGAACAUACUGUCAACAAUCUAACCUGCCUCGGAUUGGUAGGAAUUGAAGACCCUGUUAGGCCAGAGGUUCCUGAAGCUAUCAGAAAGUGCCAGAGGGCUGGAAUCACUGUGCGGAUGGUUACUGGAGAUAAUAUCAACACAGCACGUUCCAUUGCCACAAAAUGUGGAAUUUUGAAACCUGGAGAUGAUUUCCUUAUUUUAGAAGGAAAAGAAUUCAACCGAAGAAUACGAGAUAGCAAUGGAGAAGUUCAACAGCAUUUACUGGACAGAGUAUGGCCCAAACUGCGUGUGUUAGCUAGGUCCUCUCCAACAGAUAAAUAUACUUUGGUGAAGGGCAUUAUAGACAGUAAAGUUAGUGAAAAUCGUGAAGUGGUUGCUGUUACUGGAGAUGGGACCAAUGAUGGGCCAGCCCUGAAGAAGGCCGAUGUUGGAUUUGCUAUGGGAAUUGCGGGCACAGACGUGGCUAAGGAGGCCUCGGACAUCAUUCUAACAGAUGACAAUUUUAGCAGUAUUGUGAAAGCUGUGAUGUGGGGUCGCAAUGUCUAUGACAGCAUAGCCAAGUUCCUGCAGUUCCAGCUUACUGUUAAUGUGGUAGCUGUAAUUGUUGCCUUCAUCGGUGCAUGUGCUGUGCGGGAUAGUCCCCUCAAGGCUGUACAAAUGUUAUGGGUUAACUUGAUUAUGGACACAUUGGCCUCCCUGGCUUUAGCAACAGAAUUGCCCACACCUGAUCUCUUGCUGAGGAAGCCCUAUGGAAGGACAAAACCACUCAUCUCCAGAACAAUGAUGAAAAAUAUACUGGGACAGGCAAUUUAUCAGCUUGGUGUUAUCUUUGCCUUACUCUUUGUAGGAGACAAAAUGCUGGACAUUCCUAGUGGAAGGGGAACUGAAUAUGGUUCCAAGCCCAGUCAACAUUUCACCAUUAUAUUUAACACAUUUGUUAUGAUGACGUUGUUUAAUGAAAUCAAUGCGAGAAAAAUUCAUGGCCAGCGGAAUGUGUUUGAAGGCAUUUUUACAAACCCCAUAUUUUAUUCCAUUUGGAUUUGCACAUGUUUAGCACAGGUCCUAAUUAUUCAAUGGGGUAGGAUGGCAUUCUCAACAGCAACUUUAAGUUUGGAGCAGUGGCUUUGGUGUCUCUUCUUUGGGAUUGGAACAUUGUUGUGGGGCCAGUUAGUGACCACAGUACCAACUAGAAAGAUCCCCAAAAUACUUUCGUGGGGUCGUGGGCAUCCAGAGGAAUAUACAGAAGCCAUUACUCUGGGUGAAGAGAAAUUUGAUCCUGAUUCUCAGGAAGGCAAAAAGCCUCGGGCAGGCCAGAUCUUAUGGAUCCGUGGCCUAACAAGACUUCAGACCCAGGUGAUAGGUGGUGAGUUGCAAGAACGUUUGAUUCCGGUCCCCUACAGCAAGAGCUCCACUGACCAAGCUAUACGAGUAGUUAAUGCUUUCCGUCAGGGUCUAGAUGCACGGUAUGGUGACACUGCCACCCUGGCUGAGGCUCUCCGAAAGCAGUCUUCUCUUAGUAAGCGAUUAUCCCAGACUUCUUCCAUUGAGUAUGCAGAUAAUGUCAUGGAUGAAUUGCCGAUUCCUGAAAUCGAUGUGGAACGUUUGUCAUCUCACAGUCACACUGAAACUGCAGUGUAAUCCUUUUGCCCAUGUCCUGUCCCAGCAAUCCUGCCCCAUCCCUGCCCUGGCGUUAGACUUGCCAGACACAGUGGUGGUGUUGGUAAUGGUGGUGGCAGCGGUGGUGGUGGUGGUGGUGGUGGCAGCGGUGUGAUGACAGCCAAGAGGAACAAGUCAGACCAAGAUCUGCGCCUUGCAUUCAUCAUUGUGUUCUUGUAUAUUUAUUAUUUUGUUGAAUGCACCACCCGUGAAAUUCAUUACAGCCUACUAAGAACAGACUUCAAAUGUAAGAACACCUUUCUCCAAAAUGAACUCUAUGAUGGCAACAUCCAAUUCAAGAUGAAGUUUUCCACUUCCCCUUUUAUUUUGUCUUACCUCGACUCUGUCUCCAGAUUCCUCCCUCUACAAACCUAUCCAAGUUCAUUGCUGUUGCCAUCCUCAUGUCUUUAUUCCUCCGCCCAUCUGGCAUCGUCCGUUGCACUAUCUGGUCACCUGUGUGGUGCAAGUUCAUGUAAUGUGGAACUGAACUGACAGUGUAAUUCAUUAAUUUUUCAAAAGACAAAUUAGAUGAGGUAGUUGCAGUGGUUGUGGUGAUAAGCUGGACGACGCAACAAGAGUUGAGAUCUUUAUGCAUGUAAUUAUUGUAAGAUAAUUUAGCUUGUAACUUCAAGAUGAAGAAAGAUAUGACAUUAUGCCAAGUGUCUUUUAAAAGGGGAGGCCAUAGCCUUGUUUGAAAGCAAUGUUGAACUGUGUGGAAAUGAUUCUUUCUCCUUUUGCCUCCCCUUGUUUAAAAGUCAAGUGCCAGGAUUCAAAAUAGUAGAUAUAGAGUUCAUGUUGAAUCUUCUUUGAAAGUAUGUAAGGAGUAAACUGGAUGCUAAUGGCUCUGUGCGGUGCAUGAAACCCAACCAGGCCUCUCGACUUCUAUCGUCUUUGAAUCGAGAGGUUUUGUUAUCAACUUUAUCUUGGUGUAAUUCUUGUUCCUGCUAGCAACUAGGAUCAUCAUGUUGAAGUUGACACUGUUAAUAUUACUUUUGUAACCACAGCAAUAGUGAAAAGGAAGACACUCCCUCCUCUUCAGUCCAUAGCAAGAUGGCAGGGCCUCGGACAUGGAGAUGUGUUGAGGGAGGAAGUGGAAUUGAGAGCAAUACCAAAUGUCACAGGGUGCUGGUGGUUACUGUUACUAUUUUCAGCUCUGAAGAAGAAAGUUUAUCAAGUUGUUGAAUGUUCUUUACUAUCAAUAUUGUAAAUCUGAAAAUACUCCUUCGAGCAAGCCAUUUUGUUAGACUGGGUUGUUGAGCAAUGUGUAGCUGAGUAAUGUAGUGGAGAUGCUGCAAAGCUUGCAUGCAGCCCUGCCCGACAAGCAUGGAUACCGAUCUUAAUUUGCACUGUCGGUUGUUUGUCGGGAAGUGAUGGCCCACUGUCAGGGUUGUCACUUCUCUUCUUUCAAGAAGAAGUCCCUCUUUGUGCUCUAGUUCACUCUGUAAAUCUGUUGUGUGACUGCAAUUUUCUGUCUGUAUAAAGAGAAACAAAUUCUAGAUGUUGCAAAUAUGCAUUAGUUUAUAAGAACUUUCCAUGGGCUGUUAAGAAUAAAUUUAAAGAAAGUAUCAACUCAUUGACUGAUAGAGGUUUGCAUCUGUACAUAGGGAUAACAAGGAAACUAGUCUCACCACAUGUACUGUAGUAAUCACUUAGGAUACAAGCCAUGCCACUGGUUUUGUCCUUUCUGCUCCCCAUAGACUUGCCAGUGUGACAACCACUACCACAGUUAACAUGACGAUUGCUGAAGCAACACAACUGUGACAACAGUACCCAUGACCACUAUCACAGUGACCAUACUAUUGAAGCCUUACAGUGUCUGAGAUUGUUGCCAUUCCUCUAUGCUUUUGUCACUAGCUCCAGUGAUAUGAGGUAGAGUGCAGAGCUAGAGAUCUCACAAACGAUAUGAUGGCAGUGACAACAAAGCCUGUUGUGUUUAUAAGCUUGUGUAGAGUUGAGUCAACCAAAGGCAAGUCUUGGAUUAUAUAAACUUCUUGAAAGUAAACGAAUCAAAGACCACAAUAUUCUAGAUGAUGCCUGUACUCUGUGUUAAUACCAAACUUAAAGAGAGUUGCACAACUCAUAACCUUUAAUUUAGCUCUAGACAGGGACUUGGCAGGCAGCAUCCUUAAUUUUUUCUACUCCAGUCACAUGAGUAUUAUGUUUUCUUAAAGGUUUUAUUUCCAUCCAAUGUUAAUGGCUAUUAAUUAAUCGUUUUUACAAAAUAAAUUUUUAAUGUCUCAAUACCUUGUUGAAAAAAUGGUGUUGCAUUCUUUAUUUGAAUGGUACCCCUUAAACCUGCUAGAUUGUAGGAAGGACUGCAUCACUAUUUUUGACCUCGGUGUGUUGUCUGGAAGAAGCUGUUGCACCAGUUGUAGAUAAAUGUGCUUGGUUUUAUACAGGAAGAAGAUUGUUUGCACCUGACAAUGUCAAAAGCCACUAGUUAUUCAUUAUAUGCUGAUGUUAAAAUUAUUUCUGUAAAAUCUGCAGAUGUUGAGCAUUAUGUGCCUUAUGUCUAUGCUUUCUUUGUUGAAAUUGUAAUUUUGACUGAUUAAAAUUGAGCUUGAUCUAA